AUGUAAUAAUAAUAAUAGCCACGAUAAAGAACAAAGGAAAGAUAUGUAAGUGAAGCAAUAAAUUUAGUUAAAUUAUGGAGGUAUUUAUUUAUUCUUUAAUAUUUAGAUAAGUUUAUUAAACUGAAACUAAAAUAGUAGAUGGCAGAACUGUUAGAAUCACAUUAGAUUAGGCUGCAGAAAUAGUAGGCUGUCCAAGAAAAACUUUAGAAGAUUAUUAUUAUUUAUUAAGAAAGGCUGAAACAUUAGGUAGAUUUCAAUAUUUAUUUAUAUAAGUUAAUUUAGAGGACAAGAGAAAUGAAAAGAUGGGUUAUAUCAGAAAAUUAUGUAGAGAGAAUAAAAAAUAAAAAUAAUAAUUUAAAUAGGAAGAAGAAUGUUACCAACUUAAUUAAUUUUAAUUUGAAGAUAACAUUCAUGAUGAUUGA
Messenger RNA from Paramecium primaurelia, 422 nucleotides. The record is from the annotation of a GenBank genome assembly. Lineage: Eukaryota; Ciliophora; Oligohymenophorea; Peniculida; Parameciidae.